This is a messenger RNA of Solenopsis invicta (red fire ant), 3331 nucleotides long. It is a transcript of the gene ClpX, whose product is annotated as ATP-dependent Clp protease ATP-binding subunit clpX-like, mitochondrial. The record is from RefSeq and is a predicted model, not a curated record. The transcript is spliced from 6 exons. Lineage: Eukaryota; Metazoa; Arthropoda; Insecta; Hymenoptera; Formicidae. Bases 91 to 1869 code for a protein of 592 amino acids. Gene Ontology annotation, cellular component: mitochondrial matrix. Gene Ontology annotation, molecular function: protein dimerization activity; ATP binding; zinc ion binding. Gene Ontology annotation, biological process: protein catabolic process; proteolysis.
AUCCGAGCACGCGGAACACGCCGUAAUAGAUAGUCCAGGUCCCCCAUCAUCCCCGCGACUUUCGGUCCCCACCGAGAUCCACUGCCGACCAUGAGCCGCGUGCGUUGCUGCCUGAUCAGUGCGGGUCGUCUAGCCUCCUCCAACCAUGUCACUAGCCAUGUACACAAAAUCGUCAGAGUCGUCGUGGCUAGCAGAGCCCUGACGAUCAGUGGCAGCUUGGGCAAAGCCCCGACGGAACCCACGCCACCCUCCAAAGACACCGUCUCAAGCGGGUCCUCGAACAAUGGCGGCACUGGUGGCGGGAAGAAGAACACACUCACCUGUCCCAAAUGCGGAGAUCCCUGCACGCACGUCGAGACGUUUGUCUCCUCCACGAGAUUCGUUAAGUGUGAGAAGUGCCAUCAUUUCUUUGUGGUGCUAUCAGAAAUUGACUCAAAGAGGAGUUUAAAGGAGGCGCUCAGGCCAGAAGAGGGUAAGCAAGGAUUCUACAGGAAACCACCUCCACCUCCGAAGAAGAUAUUUGAGUAUCUAAACAGACACGUUGUGGGCCAAGAAUAUGCGAAGAAAGUGCUGAGUGUUGCCGUUUACAACCACUACAAGCGGAUUUACAACAAUUUGCCAGUUCAAAAUUCACAGGCGCAAACUAAUGUUAAUCCGGUCAGCACACAAGAGACAAAUCAUCCAUUCACACACAGAGGUCCUAAGCCACAUUUACUGCAUAUAUCAGGAAUCGGAAAUCCGUUUCCAGGAGUUGGGUUCCAGCAUACAGUCAGUCCGGGAAGCGAGCAAAAGACGAGCAGUCAAUCGGCUCCUGGAUCAGCUAUAUUGGACAGCAAGCAGCAUCAACUGAAGUUAGAAAAAAGCAACAUACUGUUGCUCGGUCCUACUGGCUCUGGCAAAACGUUACUCGCGCAAACGAUAGCGCAAUGCCUGGACGUUCCAUUCGCCAUCUGUGAUUGUACCACUCUCACGCAAGCUGGCUACGUUGGCGAGGACAUAGAGAGUGUCAUAGCUAAACUUCUUCAAGACGCUAAUUAUGUAGUGGAUCGUGCUCAGAUGGGCAUCGUCUUCUUAGACGAAGUCGACAAGAUAGGUGCUAUUCCGGGUAUUCAUCAGUUGCGUGAUGUGGGUGGAGAAGGUGUGCAGCAGGGAAUGCUGAAGAUGUUGGAGGGAACAAUUGUAAAUGUACCAGAGAGAAAUAGUUCAAGAAAGUUGCGCGGGGAAAUGUUGCAAGUGGAUACAACGAAUAUUCUUUUCGUUGCGUCGGGUGCUUACAGCGGUUUAGAUAGGUUGAUAGCGCGACGCAAAUCGGAAAAAUAUCUCGGAUUUGGCGCGACGCCCGCGGCCGAGAGUCCGGGUAGGAGGGCGGCGACUUUGGCCGACAUCGCCAAUAUGUCACCUUCCACCGAGAGGGACAAUAAGGAGAAGGACAUGCUGUUGCAACAGGUGGAAGCUAGAGAUCUCAUCGACUUCGGCAUGAUACCUGAAUUUGUUGGCAGAUUCCCCGUACUCGUGCCUUUCCACACCCUUGACAGAGACAUGCUAGCGAGAAUUCUUACUGAACCAAAAAAUGCCAUCGUUCCUCAGUAUCAGAUGUUAUUCUCAAUGGACAAGGUGGAGCUGACAUUUGAUGUACAUGCAUUGAAUGCAAUUGCCUCUUUAGCAAUGGAAAGAAAAACGGGAGCACGAGGUUUGCGAGCGAUAAUGGAAUCGCUGCUUUUGGAACCUAUGUUUGAAGUACCAGGGAGCGACAUAGUGUCCGUUCACAUUACAGAACAGUGUGUGAAAGGCGCUGAAAAGCCACAAUACGUAAAACGAGAUGAUAGCAAUGACGAUGAUAUUCAACAGGCGCAGCAUGUACAUAAUUAACAAAUAAUUAAAGAAUGCGACACUUUGGUAUAACUGUUUCUUUAUGAUUAGAUGGACAAUUUUUUUAGAAAAUUAAAUUAGAACAUUCGCGUAAAUCGCUAUUUUAAUUAUUUUAUAAAGAAUAUAAUAUAUAAUUCUCGUAUAUAUUAUUUCGUAUAAAAAGCAAAUAAUAUGAAAACAACGCAUACACAUAUAAUAUAUUUUCAAACUGUCCUGUAUAUUUAGUAUUAAAAUAUUUCUCAAAUUAUUUUUUGCUACAGUAAAUUUCUAUCCAUUUUGGAUAUUGUAUACAUUAUAUGAUAUAUUUGUUUUAAUAUAUUAAAAGGAGGAAUAUUAAUGCCAGUACAUCUUUUAAAGAUGACUAUUUGAUUUUAUAAUAAGAAAAUUAUUUGAUUUCAUAAUAAAAUUAAUAUUGCAAAUUUAUAAGGCAAUGUUUUACAUUUGCCUACUUGGAAUAUGCAUUAUAAAUGCCUUUUCUAAGAGAAAGUGUCGCAUGAACAUAACAUAAAAACAGACUAAUGAGAAUAUACAGAUCUAAUUCUUACUUGACAAUGGAAAAAUGUAAAUAAAUUUUGUAUCGUUUAAUUCAUUCGUAUUGCAGGAAAAGUCAAAAAAAUCGUAGCACAUAAUAGCAUUCCACAUCCAAUCAAGUUGUGUGCAUCCUGCAUGCAUUUAUUGAUGGUUAACAUCGAAAGUAAAACGACGUACUAUGCAUUCGUAUCUAAUAACAGAAUAUCGUAAAGAAAUUUAAAAUAUAUUAUAUAUAUGCACAUUCAAUCAUAUCAACGUCAUCCAAUUUGGCAGCUUGAAUGUUACAUUUGUUGGAACAAACUUCAAUUAUGAUGUAAAUUGAUAAAGCAGACUGGCUUAAGAUACGGAAACCAAAAAUUUUAAUCAAUACGAAAUUGUAAAAAGCCAUAUAAUAAAGAAAAUUUUAAUGUAACCACUCAUACAAUCAAUUUUCAUACAUUGUCAUGCCAGGAUUGUUUGUAAAGAGAUUACUAUUGUUACGCGUUGUUUAAGAAAAAUUAAGAAAAACAACAUUCUUGUAGCAGUUUUAAUAGAUAUUUCCCGAGAAGGGGAGAAUGCCACAAGAAAGGACGAAGAUAGCGAACAAUAUAAAAAGAUUAUUUUUAUGUCGAAAUACAUUAGAUAGAAGGCUUAUAUGUAAUAUAUUGUACAUAAUAUAGUAGUUAGUGAAAAGGAAAGUGUGUCUGAUGUGUGAAUUAUACAAUUAUCAAUCUGAUUAUAGAGUAUAUACAUCCUCGCUAUUUAUCGCGCUAAUUUACGUACUAAUUAAAACUAAAACAAAAGAAGAAAGAAAAAAACCAGGCUGUGCAAAAUAUAACACGGAGUGAAGUACAUUUGCAUAGAAUUUUUCCCUAAUUCUUUCACGAUGAUCUGAUGUCCUAUAUAGAGUAAUUAUGUAUUUGUAAUAAAUCUAUAAUAUGCAACUGUAGUA